Molecule: messenger RNA, 306 nt
Organism: Rangifer tarandus platyrhynchus (Svalbard reindeer)
Lineage: Eukaryota; Metazoa; Chordata; Mammalia; Artiodactyla; Cervidae
Source: the annotation of a GenBank genome assembly
AUGGGGGCGGGGCCUGGUGUGGGCGGGGCGGGGCGGGCGCGCGCCCUGAGGUGGCCCCGCCCACGCCCAGUUAUCGCGAGAGCGGCGCGCGCUGACGCGCGGGCGGGCGGGGCGCGUCGGGGGAGCCGGCGGGCGGGUUUGAAUCUGGUCAGAACGCGGGAAACGGUGGGUCCCGGGGCCGAGCACCGCAGCCUCCGCGUGGGCCGCGAUCUGAGCCCGCGGCCCGGCCGGGGCUCUGAGGUGGCCGGGAAGGCGGGCGCCGGACUUGGAGCUCGCCACACUCCGCGCCUGUUCCCCCGGGACUGA